Molecule: messenger RNA, 1614 nt
Organism: Trypanosoma grayi
Lineage: Eukaryota; Euglenozoa; Kinetoplastea; Trypanosomatida; Trypanosomatidae
Product: putative transporter
Exons: 1
Coding region: 1-1614 (537 amino acids)
Biological process (GO): transmembrane transport
Cellular component (GO): membrane
Molecular function (GO): transmembrane transporter activity
Source: RefSeq, a predicted model, not a curated record
AUGCAAGCGGACGAACGCAAAGACGGAUCGACCCAUAAUUACGUGUCGCCAACAGAGCCGUAUGAGGUAAGAGAAGACACCACUGAAGAGGGUUUUGCGGUUGUUGAAAGCCAAACCUCUUGGGAACGCGUCAUGACACCGAGGAUUGUAUUAGUCGUAUUCACAGCGCUGAACUUUAUUACUUACUACGAUCGUGGUGUGAUGGCUGGGUGUUUGGCAGUUAUUAAAGAAGACAGCAAUAUCUCUGGUGAGUCGAGGACAUUGAGCGACACUCGAAGUGGUUUCCUUAUUUCCGGCUUUAUGAUCGGCUUUAUGACUACGAGUCCCAUUUUCGCAGCAUUUGGUGGAAUCGUGCCAUCCAAAUGGAUGAUAGUUGGUGGAAUGGUAGCCUGGGGCAUCUUUUGCGUUGGUACAGGCCUUGCUAAAUCAUACACAUUCCUACUGAUUUGCCGUAUUAUUGUCGGCGUUGGUGAAGCGGCGUUUGUCGGUUUCACUGUUACUAUCAUUGACCGCAUUGCACCGCACGAUUCCCGUACAUUGUGGAUAGGCACGUUCUAUUCUAUGAUUCCCGUGGGGUCUGCAGUGGGUAUGGGACUUGGUGGAGUUAUAAGCUCUGUAGGCGCGAUUGGCAGCCUCGAGGGGUGGCGUGUUGCAUUCUUGAGUGAGGUGGUAGCAGCUAUACCCAUUGUGCUACUUAUUGCGCUUCUACCUUCAAAUUAUAACCUGCGGCUGGCUUCGGAUGAAGCGGAAUAUCUUCCUAUACACAAAGCAACCGCUAAGCUUCUUACAAAUGUCAAGUAUGUUCUUACUGUAUUAGGCUAUGCAAUGUACUGUUUUGUGGUGGGAGCGGUUUCGGUUUGGGCAAUACCUAUGCUUGUUCAGGGACCAAUGCAGCUCUCGAAUCUGACCUCCGCAUUGAUAAUGGGCGGAGUCACUGCCCUCACCGGUGUUUUUGGUUGCGUCGUGGGAGGCGUUGCUGUUGACAAGCUGGGCGGAAGUCGUGGCCGCUUGGGAGCAAUGAAAUGCCACCUUUUUGACACGGUCAUGAUGGUUAUCUCUGUUCCAUUAGGCUUGGUGGCGCUUUUUAUGACAACUAUAUGGCUCUUCAUCCCAAUAUUGGUGAUUUCCGUAUUUGCUCUCUUUGCGGUAACAGCCCCUGUCAAUGCAGCUAUUCUAACAGUGGUGCCAUCGGAAUUAAAGCCAUACGCAGUGAGUUACUCUGUUUUUUUCAUUCAUUUAUUGGGCGACUUUCCGUCUCCGACCUUCGCAGGGUAUCUCUCUGACAACUGCUUUUCUCAAGGGUGUCCAAAUUAUAACUAUGAUUCGUGCAUCGCCGACACCCUUAAUCAAUGCCGAUGGAUAAACAGUACCACUGAAGGCUCCAGUGGACACUGCGUCAAUGAAUUUCAGUUACGUAAUUCGCUUCUGAUUGUGUUUUCCAUGCUCGCCUUCUCAAUUCCAUGCUGGCUUGCCGUGUACUACUUCUUGUUGCGAGAACACAAACGAUCCCUUUCAGGUCUAGCUGACACAGAGGUAUCGUUGACGACUGAAGAGAGGGAGUACGAUAACCAGUCCCCUAGAUCCAAUGACGUUGGUAAAAACGCCGGUGAGUAG